This is a messenger RNA of Oryzias latipes (Japanese medaka), 4104 nucleotides long. RefSeq names its product stimulated by retinoic acid gene 6 protein-like. Gene Ontology annotation, cellular component: plasma membrane. The record is from RefSeq and is a predicted model, not a curated record. Lineage: Eukaryota; Metazoa; Chordata; Actinopteri; Beloniformes; Adrianichthyidae. Gene Ontology annotation, molecular function: retinol transmembrane transporter activity; signaling receptor activity. Gene Ontology annotation, biological process: vitamin A import into cell.
GGCGCACGGCAUGUCUCUCUGCUGCCCCCUGUAGGGUGAAGCGGGAACAACCCGCAGGAACGGCACAUGGAGAACAGUCACUUCCCGGAACCGCAGAGGUUCGGUAUGAGCUGCUGGAAGACAUAGAAAGAAUGGAAGAAAACUUUUGUCCCAUGAGCGGAGAGUUGUCGUUGUUUUCUUGAGGACUGGUGUCGCUGCGCUGAAGCUCUGGGCUGGUAGAAGAAGCAGAUCCCGUUUUUUUCUGACUUAGAAGAAGAAAGCUAAGUUGGAUUCUUACAUCAUCAUACCACAGCUGCACGAUGGAUGCAAACACGACUUUCAUGGAAGAAAUGGAAGAAUGCAAUCAGACAAUUUCUCUGGACACCUUCUUUCAUUUUUCGCUCAUUCCAGCUGUGCUGAUUGCAGGAGUGCUGUCAUUCCUCCAAACUCGAGGCCGUGAGCUCUUCAUCGACAACAGGGUGCCCUUCCUGGGAAGACGUUUUGCAGUGGUGGUGCCUUUGGACACUUUGAGCAGCUUCAGUAACCGCUGGUCCUACGGCUUUGCAUUUGGUGCCAUGGCAAACAUGGCAUUUGUGUUUUUUCGCCAAGAAUUCCGGCCUUUUAAACUUCCUUCAUGGGCAAUAGCUAUAGAAAUCCUGCUUGGAGCUUUAGAAUUGGGGCUGGUGUAUUUCCCCUUUUUUGCCUGUCUGUCAACACCAUUUCGGCUGCCUGGAUCGGUGAUGGGCAUACUUUACUCUGUGUUCUGGAUUGCCAUCACAGUCUGGGAUGUAGUCACCUGUCCUAACGUUUGGGUGAAGGAUUUUGCAAAAAGAGAGAGGAUCAUUUUCCAGUGGCCCUCCAUUCUGUCUCUCAUCUUCCUGCUGGGACAAUAUCUUCACCUGCUUCUCAUAGACAUCCGGAUUCGAUUAAACCUGGCAGAAAAGGAAUCAGACACCCUGGUUGUCACACACCAAGUGCAGCAUGUUAAGAGGUUGCUUGGCAGAGGAAGCGAGCAAAGUAAACCAUUCAGCUGGUUCCAGAGAUGGGUGUAUGAGUGGGACCCCUUCUUCAAGUUCCCAACUCGGAUCAUUGGCACGGUCAUCAUAUCCGUCAUAGGCCUGUACAGGCUGACUUCUGAAGACCUCUUUUGGAGUUAUACUAUCUUCGAUUUUCUUUCAAAUCUCUAUGACGAAGCAUGGUAUGUGGAGUUCAUGGAAGUUGUGAAAGUUUCAUGGUUUGCCGCCACCAUCUUGACUUGUCUCACUUCAUGCGGCUACAUUCUCCACAUCUUGGCGUGUUACAGGAAGCAUCUGAGGAGAUUUAGGACUGGACAGAAGAGCUUUCUUCCAUUGAAGCUUCAAAAUCCCAAGGCUGCUUUCUGUUUAGCUUCCAUUGCUCAGUAUUCUGGAUGCCAGAUAGCAUUUACUUUGUGGGGCUACGUUAUUGUCCAUGUUGUCCUUUUCUUGUUUGCUGUGACUUUUGCAUAUGCAUUGGUUAUUCCCAUCAAGAAUGGCAUGGGGCUGUCCCUGCUCCAGACCUGGGGCACCGGAAUACUGAAUAUCGGGCUGAUCGUGGCUUUAAAAGCUGCUCAGGUAGUUUUCGUUCAGAUCUUCUUCCUCCAGGACAAAAUCUCUCCCACAGACAAACAGAAGCCUCUGUCUCUGAACAACAGGAAGGCAUUCAGUUUCUUCAGCUACUUCUUUUUUCUCUACAAUGUUGGAGUGGGUCUCACCGCAUGCAUACUAAGACUGCUGUUGAACAUGGUCAUUGGAACAGCACUGGUGUCUCGCAUUGACAGAAGCAUCAUGCAGAAAGGAUAUGAAAGGCUGGAUUUAGGUCACAUGACAUGGGUGGGGAUGAUCUUUGCUGAUCAUUACCACAACAACCCUGUCAUGCUGUGUUUCUGUCAGUUGCUGUGGUCCAACACUGUGAAGGACCAAAGGAAACCUGCAUAUUCCUUACUUCAUAACACUACGUCUGGAUCCUUUGUGAAAGUCCGAGCCUGGAAGCGCUGGAUGUUGUCUUACACCCUACUGAGGAACCCACAGUUGAUUCUGCUUCGGAAGCACCACCUGUCGUCAUCGUCCAAGCAGUCAGAGACGGCAGUGCAGGCUUGGGUCAUGGUGUCUCAGAUGCAGGGCCGUAUAACACAGGGCUCACAAUAGGACAGGGAUGCAUGUAAUUAUUUUGGACCAUGAGCAAAUCAUGUGAAGGGUUCUAUUACAAAUAUCCAUCCCAUAGUUGGCUCAAUCAUAUAAUCCUGGCUUGAUUGCACACAUUUAAUAGUCUCAUUUAACCCUUGUGCUAUUCUAUGACGGUAGGGUAGAACACGUCAAUGUGAGGGUGGGCCUCACAUUGACGUGUUCUCCAUACCAUGACAAAGGUGGAUGAAGGUGGAAAGAUUUCAUGUAAUCCAUGGACACCAGUGAAGAUCACAAAUCAUUGAAGAAAAAAGGUUCAGAGCACUGUCUAGUGGGUCUAGAUGACCCAACUCCCAAUGUUAAAGUGCCUAGGAUAGCACAAGGGGUGCUGCAUGCAGCAUGAGGUGCAUGGAAUUUCUGCUCUUAUGUACUUUCAUAAAGAGCUCACUAUUGCUGCAUUCAGGUCUGCUGGGAAUUUCUAGCAUUUGCACACAUUUAUCUCAGCACAAACACACACACCUGUUAUUUCUUGUCAUUGUAACUCUUUGAAAUGAGUAAGACGCACAACAACAACUGUCAGAACAAACAAUAAUGCAAAACGUGCAUACAUGCAUGUUUUUUCAAUGCAUGACAUUAAAAAAAUAUAUUUUUUGGUGUAUCACUAUUUUUAUUGUUUACUUUUCUGUUGUACAAUUAAAAAAAUAUGUGAUUUGAACAAGGUUAAUUUCUUCCAAAAUGUUCCUGUUGUAAAUAAAUGACCAAGACUAGAAAUAAACAAUUUGAUCUUGAAGUUCCUACAUCCCCAUUUAUGAAGUUAUGUUUCCAUAUGGCGAUCUUUUGUACCAGGGCUUGCUGGUUUGAUCGGGGCUGUUGCUGCUGUGCUUACCCUUGCUGGGGCAGCUGGGGCCCAGCAUCACAGCCUCAUGGCUGUGGUGUGAACCCCGUUGCUGUCUGGUGCGGGUGGGCGCUGUGGUGACAUUCUGUGGAUGAGCUGCUCCUGGUAUAACAGAUUCCAGACAUAUUGUUUCCUCACAGCAGAGCCAAGCCGUAUGUCUGUUUUAUUAUUAUAAUCAUUUCUUCCUGCCUGUAUGCAUAAAGUUUGGGGUCAUUGGGUGUAUGUAUGGCAGGGAGGGGAGGGAGGGCAAUGGGGUGGGUUGGGUUUUUUUCUCUUUUUUGCAUUUUGUUGAUUGUUUUUAAUUCUAAAGUGCUUUGAGCAGCAGGCAUGUUAAGAGCUUUUUAUAAAUAAAGUUUGAUUGAUUGAUCAAUCAGUUUGUUAAAUGAAAACCAAUCAGUAGCUGCGUUUACAUGGACUAAAGUAAUCAGAAAGAACGCCUGAUCUGAAGAAAAAUGCGUCAUGUAAACACUCCGUUCAAAAUAGUCUGCCCAAAUCAGACUCGUUUGGAUCAAAAUUUCUUUCUGAUGGAGAUAGGUGGGUUAUGCCGAUUGUUGAUCCGACCGUGCUGCAUGUAAGCGGUUCAUUCCGGUCGUGUGUCACUACUGCUCCACCUCAGGCCUGUAGGAGACGGUUGAGUCUGUUAUAGUCUUGUAACUGCUGUAUGUCUGUCAGUUCCUGACUGUCCCUCAAGGUGUCAGUGUAUGUACACACUCACACACACAGUAGUGUCAGCAAUUCAGCAAGUUGUUCUAUUUACAAUGAACCGUCUGUAAUGUUCAUUAUAGAUGAACUUUAACUAUGAAAGAUUUUUAAAACAAACUUGUGCAUUUCCAAGUUUGUUUCUAAAUUGUGAAAAUGUACUACAGGCAAAAUUACAGUUUUUUUCCAUAGAAUAUCAUUUUAGCACUAUAACGACUCAAUGCAGUCUCAGAUCAGUGUUAAAAACAAUGUAUCCGUUUUUUUUUUAAAUUAUCCAUUGUUUGACCCUGUAAAGCCCUCUAUAUCAAAGAAUUCAACAGAAAAUUCACAUUCUUGGAUUUCAAAUGUUUUUGUUUUUUUUUACUUUUGAAUAAAAUUCACAAAAGCAAA